AUGGCAUCCGCCGAGGAGGCACUCGGUGUAGCGCCGGAAGUCAAUACAACAGCUGAAGCAACGAAAACAGUCACACAACAGAUCGAUCCAUACAAUGUCGCAGGCGAGGUGGACGAGACAGGCGCAGUCAAGGCGAUCGACUAUGAGCGGCUAAUAGAGAACUUCGGUGUACAGCCUCUCACACAACAACACCUCGACCGCUUCGAGAAGGUGACCGGGAAACCAGCACACCGUUUAAUGCGCCGGAAACUGUUCUUCGCACACCGAGACUUCGACAAGAUCCUCGACUUCUACGAGAAGUAUGGCAGCUUCAUGUUAUAUACCGGGAGAGGGCCAAGUAGUGGGAGUAUGCAUCUCGGCCACACCGUUCCCUUCCUCUUCACCAAGGAGCUGCAAGAACUGUUCGAUGUGCCGUUGGUGAUUAUGUUGACUGACGACGAGAAAUACCUCUUCACCCGGAACAAGAAUGACGGUGUGCAGAAGCCAGGCUCUGCUCUUGAAGACUUCCUGCAGUACUCCCACGACAACAUCAAGGACAUCAUCGCGCUGGGCUUCGAUCCGGCCAAGACCUUCAUCUACACCGACUACGAAUACCUCGGGGGCCACUUCUACUGGAAUACUUCAGAGUUUGAGUCCCUCGUCACCUUCAACCAGGCGUCAGGAGCUUUCGGCUGGAAUGGUAGCACCAACAUUGGUCUCGUCUCGUACGGCGCCAAACAGUGUGUCGCUGCUUUUCCAUCCUCCUACCCCGAGCUUUACGGAUACUCAGACUACCGGCCGCCACAAUUUGAACCCACUGCGAAACGCCGCUACAAGCCGCUCGCAUCCAUCCCAACUCUGAUACCCUGCGCUAUCGACCAAGAACCCUACUUCCGCGUCCUUCGAGAACGAUGCGAGCGCAUGACCGACCCACAUCCAAAGACCAGCCUCAUCCUCUCGCAAUUUCUCACCGCACUCCAAGGCCCAGGCGGCAAGAUGAGCGCUUCCAAUCCCAACUCCGCGAUCUUCAUGUCCGACACUCCCAACCAGAUCAAGAACAAAAUCAACAAGCACGCCUUUUCCGGCGGUCGAGAAUCGCUGGAGGAGCACAGGAAACUUGGUGGGAAUCCCGAUGUGGACGUCGCAUACACGUAUCUCUCGUACUUCCUUGAAUCAGACGAUGAGUUGGCAGAUCUGGCGAAGCGAUACCGGAGCGGCGAGCUGUUGACUGGAGAGAUGAAGUCGAGAUGUAUCAGCGAGUUGCAAGGGUUCAUAGGCGAAUUUCAGAAGCGGAGAGAAGAGGUGACGGAUGAGGUGAUGAGGAAAUUCACCACUCCGCGGAAGCUCGUGUUUGGCGGGAACCCGAAUCAUGGUGGAAAGGCUUCGGAUCAGGUGCCUGGGGUGUUUGGUAAUGCCGGGCAGAAGGCGAAUGACAGUGCUGCAGAGGGAGACAAGGCGGCCCCUGGCGGCAAGGAUGGCAGGGGCACAAAGGGGGAGAGAAAGGCUGCGAAGCUGGCGGAGAAGAAGGCGGAGAAGCUGGCUCUGAGGCCGAAGAAGGAGGAUGGGGAGGGAGGAUCAUGA
Messenger RNA from Saxophila tyrrhenica, 1560 nucleotides. RefSeq names its product tryptophan--tRNA ligase (gene WRS1). Gene Ontology annotation, molecular function: ATP binding; tryptophan-tRNA ligase activity. Bases 1 to 1560 code for a protein of 519 amino acids. The record is from RefSeq and is a predicted model, not a curated record. Gene Ontology annotation, cellular component: cytoplasm. NCBI's taxonomy places the organism in Eukaryota, Fungi, Ascomycota, Dothideomycetes, Mycosphaerellales, Extremaceae. Gene Ontology annotation, biological process: tryptophanyl-tRNA aminoacylation. The transcript has a single exon.